AUGGCGCUGUCUGCGACCGACCGGGCGCUGGUGCGCGCCCUCUGGAAGAAGCUGGGCAACAACGUCGGCGUCUACACGACCGAGGCCCUGGAGAGGACCUUCCUGGUCUUCCCCUCCACCAAGAGCUACUUCCCCCACCUGGACCUGAGCCCUGGCUCCGCCCAGGUCAAAGCCCACGGCCAGAAGGUGGCGGAUGCGCUGACCCUCGCCGUCGACCACCUGGACGACCUGCCCGGCGCCCUGUCGGCUCUGAGCGACCUGCACGCGCGCAAGCUGCGCGUGGACCUGCCACCCCUGUCUCCGCAGCUCCUGUGCCACUGUCUGCUGGUGACCCUCGCCCGGCACUUCCCCGGAGACUUCAGCCCGGCCAUGCAGGCUUCGCUGGACAAGUUUCUGAGCCACGUGAUCUCGGCACUGGCCUCCAAAUAUCGCUAAACCGGGGUGGGUGGUCGCGGGACCCCC
Molecule: messenger RNA, 462 nt
Organism: Propithecus coquereli (Coquerel's sifaka)
Lineage: Eukaryota; Metazoa; Chordata; Mammalia; Primates; Indriidae
Gene: HBQ1
Product: hemoglobin, theta 1
Exons: 3
Coding region: 1-435 (144 amino acids)
Biological process (GO): oxygen transport; hydrogen peroxide catabolic process
Cellular component (GO): hemoglobin complex; haptoglobin-hemoglobin complex; blood microparticle
Molecular function (GO): iron ion binding; heme binding; oxygen carrier activity
Source: RefSeq, a predicted model, not a curated record